This is a messenger RNA of Polistes canadensis, 3551 nucleotides long. It is a transcript of the gene Spred, whose product is annotated as sprouty-related, EVH1 domain-containing protein 3. The record is from RefSeq and is a predicted model, not a curated record. Lineage: Eukaryota; Metazoa; Arthropoda; Insecta; Hymenoptera; Vespidae. Gene Ontology annotation, molecular function: protein kinase binding. Gene Ontology annotation, cellular component: membrane. Gene Ontology annotation, biological process: multicellular organism development; negative regulation of MAPK cascade.
UGGUAACUACUUAGUGAGGGUUUGUGCCCAAGUAAUGACGAGAGAUGAUAGUUCUGGUGGAUGGGUUCCUCUUAGUGGAGGUGGUUUAGCUAAUGUUUCUGUGAGACGUAGAGCAACCUCAGUGGGUGGACUUCAGUCUAAUAAUACCAAUGGUACAAGUAUUUCUACUUCGAAUGUUAACACUACAACUUUGAGUACAACUGUCAACGCGCAGGGUCAUGGAUCUAGUACUUCUCCACCUAGUGCAACAAAAAAAAAACAUGAAUAUCUUAUCUUUGGGAAACGUAUCACCGAUCAAUCGGUUGUUCUUAGCUGUACUAUUAAAAAGGAUUUUGAAUAUAAUAAGGUAAUGCCAACUUUUCAUCAUUGGCGGACAGGAGAGAAAAAAUUUGGAUUAACUUUUACAACGGCUGCGGAUGCAAGAGCAUUCGAUAAAGGUGUACGUACUGCAGUGGAAGAACUGUUGGAAGGACUUGCGGAAUCAACAUUGUGCUGUAAUUCUGCAGAUGGUGGUGACGAAGAUGUUUUUAUGACCUUAAAUCUACCUGUGGAACCACUAGAUCCACGUCCAUCUUCGGAUACAUCUCGUGGAGUAGUUCGUGUACCUAUUUACCAUCCCCAGUGUCCAGAUGUUUUUGAUUCACAUAAUAAACCUAUUCAUUACAUUGGUGGAUCCGCCAACAAAGUAUCACUAUCUCAGCAUCCUUUAACAUCAACUACAGACAUUGGAUCUGAUAAUUACUCCUAUGUGCAUCUCACAACAGUUAACCAUGAAUAUUUAUAUCCCAUCGUCGAUGAUCAUAAAAGUGAUAGAUUAGACAGGCACAGUAGUGGAAGUUCUUUGAAAAAACCCGACAUUAUAGUGUCACAACCUUCAAAAAAUACUAUCAGACGUAAUGUUCACUUCCGAUGUAAACAUUGCCAAGAAUUAUAUUCUGAGCAGAACAAUCCUAGGGGAUCUUGCGAGGAUGCUCCUGAUCCUUUUAAACGUGGAAUAGCAACAAUAUCUUGUUUAUCAUGUGCUCAGUGUAUGCUGUAUCAUUGUAUGAGCGAUGCUGAAGGUGAAUUUGCCCAAAAUCCUUGUAGUUGUAAUACGGAAGAAGGAUGUGGACGAAGAUGGAUUGGUUUAGCAUUAUUAUCACUAAUUGUUCCGUGUUUAUGGAUUUAUCCCCCACUCAGAGCUGUUCACUGGUGUGGAAUAUCGUGCGGAAUGUGUGGAGGUCGUCAUCAUCCAACGGAAUAACUGGAGGAUCCCUUUGAUGUCUCUGCUCCAUACUCAGUUGAAUCAACAAAGUUUUCAUCAUCGCGUAGUGCAGUCGCUAAUGUGUAUGAAUGUCACGAUCUGAGUAUGGGACGUUGUCAGAGGUAUCAAAGGGGCAGACAGCUUCCAGUACACGCACUAAUCCAUCAACAUCAUCUGUGAGAAUUAAACUGACAAAGAAAAUGAUAUGGAGCACAAGAUGCAUUUAGCCUUCACACUGUGUAUAUUCCGUACGUUUUGUAAACUUUAUUAGCAGUAUGAAUUGUUUAGUCACAACUGUAUAUUAAACAAUGACAGAUGGAAGUAAGAUAGUAUUUAUACUUCCACCACAAUUGGUCUAUGGAUAGGACUGAGCAACUAUGUAUUGUACAUGGUGUAAAUUAUGAGAGUGCAGCUGUGAGAUAAUGCAAAAAACUUUAUAUUCCCAGUUUGAAUUAUUAUUCUCUGCCUCGUGUAAUGUGUGUAUAGAGAGCACAAUGUCCACACUGGAAUCGAGCAUUGCUGCGAUUGUCAGAAUGAAAGUGUAAGAAUGUGUUCUAUUCAUAAGUUCUGAUUAUACUACAAAAGUUAAAGCCAGUAUUUGCUAAUUUUCUAGCCCUUAUUAGUAUGUAAUAAAGUUGGGAAACAAGAGUAAAUUGAAACUGUAAAGUUAAUCAAGAUAAAGUAAAAAUUACUCUAUAUUUAUCAUUUAUUAGUCGUUGAAAAUUAUCUCAUUAAAAUAUAUGAUGGAAAGCAUUGCAAUAUUUGCAUGUAUGCUAUGUUGCUGCUGCAAUCACUUGAAUAAUUAAUUUCCUAAAAAAUACAAAAAUUAUUGUCAAGGUGAUUGAAUAAUCUUCUAAGUUGCAAACCAUGUUAUGGGUGCCUAUAUUGUACAAAUUUUGUGAUAUUUUAGAACAUAUUAUACGUAUUUUUAUGUAUUUUAUUGAUAAAAAUAGAUUGACAAAAGCUGGCUGCGUCUCGUAAGAUGCAAACAGUAGCUAAUAUUUAAUAAAUACAACUUCUUCACAAAGCAAAUACAAAUAUUUGUGACCAGUGCCUGAUGUAAGGAGAAGAUUUAUAAUUAUUAAUUUAAAUUGUCUGAAUAUUAUUUAAUAAAGAAUAAUGACACAUUAAAAAAAAAAAGAUUGAAAUAUAACAGAUUUCUAAUUAAAUAAUGAUCUGAUUCUUAGUGUUACUCAUGGCACUUAGAGUAUUUCACAAAAAUAUACGAUACUAAUUAUUAUCUUCAUUUUUACUUAUUUUUAUUAAUAAUAAUAAAUUAUUUUAUUUUAAUGUUCUCUCUAAUGCUUAUGCUCUCUUUUGGUAAUAUUUAUUCAUAUAUUAUAUGCAUUAAUGCAUUAAUAUUGUACAUUAUGAAAGUAUUUAUAAAAAAUAAUAAUUUCUUUUUUAUUUGCAGGUCAGUUUUAUUAAAAGUCUGUAAAUAUAUUUAUGAUUUUUCAUUUUAGUACUAUCAGUUAUUUAAGUAGAACCAGUUUAUUUGAUCUUAUAUGAAAUAAAAAGCAGCUAGCUUAAGCAAUAAUUAUUAUCUUGAUCUUUACUAAUUAAUUAUGUUAUAUAUAUUUAAAAGAUAUGUUGAAGAAAUAUCUACGGAUCUGAUUACAUAUUUGUAAAAAUUUAAUUGCCAUUUAAUCAUGAUACUCUUAGAUAAAUAGUGCCAUAAUAUAGAUCGCGCUGUUAUACUUUACAGCUAAGCACAAUUUUAACAUUGCAAAGAUUCUUAUAUUUGUUUAUCAUAUUAUGUAAAUCACCUUGACAUUUAUCUCUAUGUAUAAAGAGAAUGUAUAUAGAGAUUGUAAUAUAUUUUUUAAACCAAAGCUUCAAAAUGUGCUAGGUAGUUCUUCAUAUGAUCUGCUUAUUGAUAUAUAAUGUAAAAUAUUUACAAUAUUAUUUUUAAGAAAUUAUUACUACAAAAUUGCUAACAAUACAUUUGUAUUUGUAGAAGCAAUUUACAAGAAAUAUGUUAUUUGUUAUAUAAUUAAAAAAACUACAAGCAUGUGAUUGUUCUGCAAACAUUAAUAACAACAAUGCAUGAUAUAUUUUAGAAUUGUACAAAGUGACAAAGAAUGUAUUUUCAAAAUAGCACACGUCUAUGCUUAUUUAAAUAAUUAAUACUUUGUUAUAUGUUCAAUAUUUCUAGUCUAUUAAUAUAUUAGUGUUUAUGGAUUGCUUCUUAUAUGCCAUAAAAAAUAAGUAUCAAAAGUUUAUACAAAACAACUAUUUGUAUUUUCCUCUUAAAAUGAACAUUUAUUGCUCUUAAAUUCAAAAUGUAUGUGCAUCUAUAUUAUUACUA